Molecule: messenger RNA, 606 nt
Organism: Perca fluviatilis (European perch)
Lineage: Eukaryota; Metazoa; Chordata; Actinopteri; Perciformes; Percidae
Product: classical arabinogalactan protein 9-like
Exons: 5
Coding region: 22-606 (194 amino acids)
Source: RefSeq, a predicted model, not a curated record
CCGUGCUCCAGCAGCAGCAACAUGGACACAGAUUUGUUUAUGGAGUGUGAGGAGGAGGAGCUGGAGCCAUGGCAACAGGUGGACGACAGAGUGGAGGAAGACGAGAUGGACUUUAUGGACAGCUACGGAGAGACAGCGGACGAUUCUCCGUCUCCUCUUUCAGACUCUGAGACUCCGCCCCCCAGGACUCCUCCACCAAUCACAGCUCCACCAAUCACCGCUCCACCAAUCACAGCUCCAACAGCUUCCCCUCUGGUUCAUGUUGUGAGACCUCCUCUUCCUCCUCCGCUUCCUCUUCCUCCUCCAUCUUCCUCUUCCUCCACGCCGGCUGUAGCUCCGCCCCUGAUGUCUCAGGCCACGCCCCUCAUCCUGACGCAGACCAGCGGCGGGACGUUCCUGCUCCCAGCAGCCCCCGGGACACACCACGGCUCGCCCAUCCUCUUCUCCACACAGCGUACGUUGAGCAGGACAUCCAGUUCUUCCCGGAUGAAGAGAGAGAACCGGUCCAGGACCAGGACUUCCUGUCCGAUGCGUGGUGGCGGUCAGCUGAUCGUUGGACGCGUCCGUCAGAGCGCCGAGGUCCCCCCAUCGUACCGUUCAGCCUGA